AUGUUAACGAACAAAUUAGUAGGAAAGAGGCAGCUACAAAGAAAAAUAAAAAAACAAGCUGAACACUGGAAAAAUCAAAUGAAUCCAAUCAGUGAACCAUCUAAUUCCUCAAAUGCAGUGAAUUCUAGUGAUGUUGUUCAUUUGGAAGUCCCUCUUCCAGAUGAAACUUCCGACGUACCUAGUACUAGUAGGCUCAUUCGUACUUUUGAUCAUAUAAGUUGUUCUAAAAAUAAUAUACAUGUUGCCUCAGAUGUUGCUAUAGAGAUGAACCAGAAGCUCAGGGAAUGGGUUAAUGAAUAUAAUUUAACUCGCAAUUCCAUAACUUCCCUCUUAUGUAUACUGAAUCCUGUUUUACCUUCCCUGCCUAGAGAUUAUCGAACUCUUAUGAGAACUCCUCGACAAACCAAAACUACUAAAUUAAAAAAUGGCAAUAUGCACUAUUUUGGUAUUGAAAAUAAUAUUUUGAAAAAAUUAAAAUAUGGUUUUAGGAAGAAUGUACAAGCUAUUCUGUUACAAGUUAAUAUUGAUGGAUUACCACUUUUUAAAAGUAGUUCAACUGAGUUGUAUCCUAUUUUGGGUAUGUGCCCAGAUUUAAUAGAAAAUUCUCCAUUUACAAUUGCUUUAUUCUGUGGAAAAGGUAAACCAGACCCCUUAACAACUUACUUAGAUAAAUUUUUGGAAGAAAUCAUCUCCUUGAAGCAAACUGGUAUUAAUUAUAAUGAAAACCUAUUUUCAUUUGAUAUACAUUUCUUCAUUUGUGAUGCUCCCGCUAGAAGUUAUCUACGUCAAACUGUUGGUCAUACUUCAAAAUUGGGAUGUGAAAAAUGUCAAAUUGUUGGUAUUUAUGAAAAACACCGCAUAAUAUAUGCCCAAGAUGAACUCGUAUUGUUUGAUCAGAAGUUGGAUCAAGACUUCUUGAAUGAACCAACUUGUGAAUAUAUCAAAGGAAAGAGUCCCCUUUUAAGAGCAGAUAUUAAACUAAUAACACAGUUUCCUUUGGACCCCAUGCACUUACUUUUCUUGGGUGUAGUUAAAAGUAAAAUCAUGUUCGCCGUUGUGGAAUUUUUGAAAUCUGACAUGGAGUCGACUGGAGAAAUUUCUGUUGUGCCAUUGAUGUGGUUACACAAGAACCAAACCAAAUGUUAUUGGCCAAACCGCACCAAUAAAAUUCCAUUCCAAAAAUUUGUUGAGAGCCUCACCCCAUUCAAAAAGACCUGGCCUACUUAUAGGGUGAAAUGUCAUUUCACCUGUGCAACAUAUGAACAAGCAGAUAACAAUUUGAAAAACAUUUUGACAGACAACUAUGAAUCUGCUGAUUCUAAUAUAUCAUUAUGCCAAAAAAGCAUCCCUAAUGAGUCUGAUGAAUCACUCUGCUCUAGGAGUCUAUCCCCAAAUAUCCUUUCCACACCAGAAGUAUCUAAAAAUAUUCCUGAUGUGACUAAUUCACCCUCAACAUUCAUUUGUGAAGAUGAAGGUGCCAAGAGAAUGCGGCUGGAUGACGAUGAAAUUAAUAUGUCAUUGUCUCAGUUGUCACAUUCCUCACAGCAUAAUAUUAUUUCUGAUGGAGAAAUGUCUUCAAGGCCCUCUUCCAUUGUUUCUUGCAGCUCCAGAGCUAGAAGUAGUAUUAUUCCUCUGGCAAAAAACACAGAAUUCGAGAAUGUUGUUCUACAAACAUUGAGCCAAAUUUCUGCCAGUGUUUCCCAACAUUCAAUUCUGCUGGCUGAAAUAAAUAGACGCACUAGUAUGACUGGAGCUGAAAACCUAGUGCCACCUGUUGACUUACCAGAUUUUCCAUUCACAAUCCUGCUGAACUUUCAGGAAUUUGACUUGAAACUCAGGGAUGAUCAAGCAUUAUGGACAUACAUGAUGCUGUGAAGUAUGCUUUUCCCUCAAGAGAAAUAGAUGAGUACAAAUUAUGUAAUGUCAUAAAAGAAUGGCUCAAAUUUGCUUCCACAAGGUUGAUCAAAGGAAAAAAAUCUAUUCCAACAAACACGUAGAUAAUUUCUGAAAUUUAUUUCUGUGAUAUGGUGCCAAAUCAUUCUUUAUGGAAGAAAAUAUAUUCCAACAAAUAAUUAGGUGAAAUUUCAUGCAUAACCAUAUGAUUUUAUUGUUUUUUUUUUGGAUUUGGUGUCAAUCAUUUCUUAAUCACAUAUUUUGUUUAUUGCAGAACUUAAUUGCUUCUAAUGUGUUUUCGGAAUGGAUUUUUUUUUGGAAUGGAUAUUUAGGUUAUAAACAUGUUUAAAAUUGACUUAUGCUUGAAUAUGAAACAUUAUUUCAUACAGCUAUGUCCCCUUUUUCAACUAACGUCUAUUUAAUGCCAGUGAUUUCAGAGACAAACAAGAAGCUCAGAGAAUUGGUUGUUACAAAUUCAAAUAUAUACAUGGGGAUCUUGGAAAAUAUAUGGGUGUUGCAGAUGAAUAUUUGAAAAAAUUCGUCAUUCAAUCAGCAUGGUAGAGAUUUUGUUGCUUUCAAUGUACGGGGUGUCCCAAAUUCGAGGAGUAUUAUUGGGAUCUCAGUAAUAAUAACAGACACAAAGUCGGUUAAAUACGGGGAGAGUUGCGCAAUUUGAUGCUGAUCAA
Molecule: messenger RNA, 2579 nt
Organism: Phaedon cochleariae (mustard beetle)
Lineage: Eukaryota; Metazoa; Arthropoda; Insecta; Coleoptera; Chrysomelidae
Source: the annotation of a GenBank genome assembly